This is a messenger RNA of Phycomyces blakesleeanus NRRL 1555(-), 682 nucleotides long. RefSeq lists its product as hypothetical. The record is from RefSeq and is a predicted model, not a curated record. Bases 19 to 564 code for a protein of 181 amino acids. Gene Ontology annotation, cellular component: Golgi apparatus. Lineage: Eukaryota; Fungi; Mucoromycota; Mucoromycetes; Mucorales; Phycomycetaceae. The transcript is spliced from 4 exons.
UCUACUUCCCAUCAUCUAAUGUCAUCUCAACCUUUUUUAUCCGAGACCGCACAAAGUCAACUUGGGGCUGCUGCUACAGCUAUCGGAAGUGAUCCCCGAUUCUCUUUUCUUACCAAGUUGCGCGAAGGAAGACUUGCCAACUUGCGUCCGUUGGGUGACUUUUUUGACAAGAACAGAAUUUCGUUUACCUCUUCAUUUCAAACCAUUAGUCAGCGUUGGAACUACAACUUGCAAUACUUUUCAGCAAACUACUUUGUGAUAAUCUUGGGUCUGGCUAUCUAUGCCAUUAUUACCAACUGGCUUCUGCUGUUCACUAUUGGAUUCAUCUUUGGUGGUUUCUAUUUGAUUUCUCGUAUGAAUGGACCUGUGACAAUUGCUGGCAAUACAAUUUCAGCUUCUAGCCUGUAUGCAUUCUAUGCAGGAGCCUCCUUUCUUUUAUUACUCUUCUCUGGCGCAACAGGCGCUAUCUUUUGGAUUAUUGGUGCCGCUGCAAUGAUUGUUUUGGGCCAUGCUGCUAUACUUGAGCCUGGAAUUGAAGGUGAUUUUGCUGAUGGACAGGUCUAAAAAAAAGAGAGCGUAAUGGCAGGUUGUACAGAAAAUAAUAAUAAUAAUAAUAUAUAUAUAUAUAUAACAUAUAUACAAAAUAUACAAAAUUUAUAAAUAUAAAUAUAAAUAUAAAUAC